Messenger RNA from Phytophthora nicotianae INRA-310, 1122 nucleotides. RefSeq lists its product as hypothetical. Bases 21 to 350 code for a protein of 109 amino acids. The record is from RefSeq and is a predicted model, not a curated record. Lineage: Eukaryota; Oomycota; Peronosporomycetes; Peronosporales; Peronosporaceae. The transcript has a single exon.
AUGGAUAACUGUCUGUAUUAAUGACUGCGCAGACGACGCCAAGGCGCGCACAUCGUUUGUGGAAGGAGGUCACGGUUCUAAUACCCAAAGGACCGACCAAACAAUACCCUGAUGUCGAGUGCUUGCAUUGCCACCUCCCGGUACAAAAUGUGCAGCCAAGUCGCGCGUUGUUGACUCACAUCGUGGCCUGCCCAGCCAUUUCCGAAAAUGAAGUGGCGUCGUUAUCGAGACCUGGAGAUGGAAAGGGCAGAAGCAGCAAGGCGUGCUCGACGCAGUCUUGGGAAGCGAGCCCGAAAGAGCAAGCGUCAACAACGAAGAGACCAGUGAUGAUGCUGCCCCUUCGGAACUAGAGCGAAAAAAAAAACUUUCCAGUACAGGAUCGCGCUAAUGUCCUAUUCGACAAACUUGGCAUUCCGCCAAAUAGAAAAUCAUGCUCUCUAGCAAGUGCUAUCCUGCAAGGUCGACCAGACCAUCUCACAUUACCAACACGUGCGGCACUUGGUGGCUCGUUGCUCAAGAAAGUGUACGCCCGUGAAAGAGAGGAAACUAUCGACGCGUGGAAGAAUGGAAAGCUUCUCGUUUUGGAGACGGAUGGGUGGACAAACAUUUCGGGCGAACACAUCAUGAAUUUCAUUUUAAGGGACCAAACUCUCGACCCCUGUACUAUAAAUCAGUGGAGAUAGGCGAGCUCUGAUACUCGGUGUGAUCAACGAAAUUGAAAGUCUCGUUGGUAAGGGAAAAGUUGUUGCUGUCAUUACGGACAGCCCGAGCACAAAGCGUGCUGCUAUGGACAUUUUGGAAGCUAAGCGACCCGGAUUACUUUGCGGUGGAUGUGGCUAACGCUAUGAACUUGCUGCUCAAGGACUUGAUGGGUAUCCCGUUUAUCAAGGUCGUCCUCGGCAAAGCCAGAACAUUGGCAAACUUUAUUAAGAGACUGUAGCGGACCUCUUAUCUUGCCCGGUCCGUUGGGCAAGCCGUAUAGCUCUCGCUGCGUCCGUCCUUCGUUGAAGUAAACACGUCCACACUGAUGGCUGUCAGCAACUACUCGUUGCCCCGCCGGAUCGUCCACUUAUAGCAGCGCGACCCUAUUUAUUAAAUGUAAUACAGACCUCGUUCACCUCC